Molecule: messenger RNA, 5067 nt
Organism: Brienomyrus brachyistius
Lineage: Eukaryota; Metazoa; Chordata; Actinopteri; Osteoglossiformes; Mormyridae
Gene: pld5
Product: phospholipase D family, member 5
Exons: 10
Coding region: 366-1961 (531 amino acids)
Molecular function (GO): catalytic activity
Source: RefSeq, a predicted model, not a curated record
UUAGGUCAUGCAAUCUUCAUCUUUGUGCCGGUGGAAAUUUUGGAAGUAGAUGUUAAUUCCCCCCACCAAGUCCCCCCACUGCCAUUUGACUGGUGCACACCCUAGUAGCUCUUCUGCACCACAUCUUCUGUGCAGCUUGGGGGGGGGGAUUCCCAGCCGGAGCUGUCUGAGAGACAGAGUGAGAGGGAGAGCAAAGAGGAGAGGGAGAGAGUAGCUCCAGCAGCCGACGCCGAAGCUCUGCCCACUCUACUGCAAUUGUGGGCACAGCGGGCAAGAGAAGGGAUCCCAAACGGGCACAUGGAGCCACGUCGAGGCCCGGCUGGGAUCCUUUGCACUCUGUGAGGCUUCUGGUCAAGUUGGGGUAGAUGGAUGUGAAGCACGGCCAGCUGCCCAUUGGUGGCUUCGAGCAUCUGCAGCUGAAGGGUCGCCUGGAGCCACCCGGCCCGGCAGUCACUCGCAUGGGCAACACCGUCUACAGCACCGUGCAGCAGCAGGACUACUCAGCCAGCGUGUGGCUCAGCAGGAGGGACAAGCUCGAGCACUCUCAGCAGAAAUGCGUUGUGAUCUUCGCACUAGUGUGCUGCUUCGCCGUGCUGGUGGCCCUGAUUUUCUCUGCUGUGGACAUUUGGGGGGGAGAUGAGGAUGGCAUCACAGAGGACAACUGCAGCACCAAAUGCCGGAUAGUCCUGGUGGAGAAUAUCCCUGAGGACAUCACCUUUUCAGAAAACGGCACAAGCAGCACGCCUCUCUCCGUGGGUCUGCACAAACUCCUGGACCUGGCCACCCGCUCGGUUGAGAUUGUCUCUUCCCACUGGGCCCUGACCUCAGCAGACCUCGAGUCUGGUUUUUCGGGUGCUGAGCAGGGUCACUAUUUGUUUCAGCGGCUCUUGGACCUCAAGUCCCGCCAGGUCAGCCUGAAAGUGGCCAGCGGUCCCACCAACUCCUCAGAGCUGCGGAAACUGUCAGACAAAGGCGCGGAUGUCCGCUACCUGAACAUGAGCGCUCUGACAAGGGGUCACCUCCACUCCACCUUCUGGGUCGUGGACCGGCAGCACAUAUACAUCGGCAGCGCCAACAUGGACUGGCGCUCAUUCUCCAAGAUGAAGGAGCUUGGAGUCGUCUUGUACAACUGCAGUUGCCUGGCACUGGACCUGCACAGAGUGUUCAGCUUGUAUUCUCAGCUGCAGUAUAAGGACUAUCUGCCGUCCAUCUGGUCCAAGAGGUUGACUGCUCUGUACAACAAGGAGGAUGUCCUCAAACUGCAGCUCAAUAGCACCAAGGCCGAGGCCUACGUGUCUAGCUCCCCGGAUGCUUUCUGCCCCAAAGACCGGACGAGAGACAUUGACGCCAUAUCCCAUGUAAUCCAGGAGGCCAAGCGCUUCAUCUACAUAUCCAUCACCGAGUACCUGCCACUCAUCAACAGGAGCCUGUACAGAUACUGGUCGCGUAUUGACGAGAUGCUCCGGGAGGCUUUGAUCUUGAGGGCCAUCAAGGUGCGCCUCCUGAUCAGCUGCUCGAAGCAGACGCACCCCCUGACCUUUAACUUUGUGUGGUCCCUGAAGACACUGUGCAUGGAACUGGCCAAUUGCACCCUGCAGGUGAAAUUCUUUAAUCCCAGGGAACAGAAGGAUGGUACCCAACUUGGAAUUAAUCACAACAAGUUCAUGGUGACUGAUAGCUCAGUGUAUAUAGGCAACUUUGACUGGGUGGGAAAUGAGUUUCUGUACAACGCGGGUGUAGGACUGGUGAUCAGCCAAGCGGAGGGAGUGGAGGAGAGGAACACCACCAUCGUGGAGCAGGUGAAAGCAGCCUUUGAGAGGGACUGGUACUCCCGCCACACCAAGAGCUUACAGGCCAACAAGAUCCCCGAGUGCGGCAAACAUAGAGUUGGCCAGCCAGCUGCUCUCAAGGCCCAGAUGGACGUCGUGGAGGGCAGGGAUGCCAGCAGCGCUUCUUUGUGAACCCUGGCUUUUUUUCACACACCCAGUGGCCGGCGUCUACCGGCCAUGGAAAGCGAAAUCCAUUCUGAAAGUUCUUACAUAACACCACUCCGUAAAACCCAAUUCGCCACGAGAUUCAUUUGUUUUAAUAGCUUAGCGAGGUGCUUAAUUUAGGAGGAUUUGUCAUGUUUUCCUUGCCCUUAAUGAAGCAUUUCAAAAUUAAAUAUUAAAGUUCUCUUUGACAAACCAAAGAAGGGCAUUUAAGGUAGUCUAUUUGUUUCCUAAGUUUAAAAUUCACUUAUGAAUCAAAGUUUUUUUUUUUACAUGUAACAUAGAUUCAGUAAUAGGUUGUUCAUUAAACAGCUAUAAUUCAAUAUAAAGAACCAUUUUAUAAAUGAACAGGUCUGCCACUAUUGCAUAAAAUACAAUUUAAGUUUGAGAUUCAUCGACGGUGCUCUAAGCAGAUCCAAUUUUUGGAGUGUUCAUCUUUCCAGGCAGAAAGCAUUUGGGUGAUAAACAAAGCGAAGUGCUUUUCCGUACCCAAGACCCUUUUGUUGUCAAGGUUAAAUGAGUAAAAGGGGAGGUUUGCUCUGACAGUGGAUUUUUCACUAAAAAACACCUGAUCAAAUAAAAGUGGUUGUAAAGGCAAUCAAUAGCCCUUUGUACGCUUAUGACAUUUACCCUGAGUAGUUUAUGUUAGGAUCCACCCUUCUUUGCACAAAUGUUUAUUUACUGCCUACCAUUUGCCUUACUACUCGUUUCAAUAUUGAUUGCUACAGGUGUGUCGUAGGGAUAUUUGCCAGAUAUUUCUAUGUUAAGCAGAUAACAAAAGCAGGCCUUCUUCGGUAUCAUGGUGUGAAUUAAACCAACGUGGUCCUGCGAUAUUAUGAGCAUACCAGACCGAUUGGCUGUCGCGAAUUGCUUAAUUCCUCAUAUGUAUUUCCUUAAGAAAACAACUGCUUAAAAAACAGUUGGCACAAGCCAAGUCAAAACAUUUUAAAACUUCAUCUUGAUAAUUAUACUAAAGCAUUUAUAUUACCAAUUUUUCAUUAGGUAUUGAGUGUUAUUAAAGGUAAAUCAGUUUAUAUGUUUCCGAAGACACAAUUUCAUUCAUUUCCAUAUGUGGCUUCUGCCCUAAUAUUACAAUGGCAUUUCACAUAGUAUUGAAUCCAGUUUACAACUUGAUUUCUUGUUUCGGAAUUUGGUUAAAGACAAUCAUGAAGGUGCAUUUAUUCUUAACUUAUCUACCCGGAAAACAACCGUGAUCCAUUCGGACCUGCAUGUUUGCAUAUUGAUAUUUAUUAUAUACCGUAAUUAAAGCAUUUUUUUUUUGUAUGCAAGAAGUACUGCAAGAACAAUGAUUUUCUACUGAGCAUUAUUGAUAUUUGUGCAGUAAUUUGGAGCCUCAUGUUUUAUAUUUUUUGUACGAAUUUGAAGAUACUUUUCCAUCACCAUUCAAGAGCCACGUUCACCAGAUGGAUCAGCCACAGUUUUGCAUGGUGAAAAGUAAGGAUGGUGUCACGUUUAUCAUGGUCAUGUAGCUAGAGACAAGGACCGAUAUCAGAUGUGUGGCUGAGUGCUGCCAAUGCAUGAAUCGCUGCUAUAUGACUCGUUUAGUUAAAUUAGAUAUCACCCUACUACCUGCUCCUGCCAGUUCAUUGAUUGUUUUUGUAAUCUGACUAGCUUGACCUUUUCAAUACUUUUGAGGCUGCUAUGUUAUGGAACUAUUAUGGCAAUAUAUGAUGUUAUUUUAUUUUUGAUGCAUGUGUAUUUAUAUCAAAUAAUAAUUGUAUUAUCUCUAAUCAGAAGGGUCACAAGGACUAUUUCUAAUGGUGGGGGAGACAUGGAUGUAAUUGUAGAUGCGCAUAGAUAUGUUUUAAAUUGCUUUUUUAAACCAAAGUUCAGGGGGACAGAAAACAGCAAUCGCAGCUGUCACUCGCAAAGGCUGCUUAGCCAGCACUCUGCAAGUGUUUGUGGGCUAACGGCCACCCAGUCACUGACAGGUGUGCAAAACUACAUUCCCAUUUACCCAAGCAAGUGUCGUCCAGCCACACGUUGGGACCCUCAAGGUAUUUUUUUAAAAAAAGGCUGCCAACUAGGCUGAAGUUUUGUGCCUGCGUGGAAAAUAAGCGACUUCGAGUGCAUUCUGACACAUUCCAGCUAAUUGAAUGUCAUCUACAGCUACUCCACCAUUUGAUUUUGUAUUGGAUGCCACUGAACGAGCAUCUAUGUUUACCUGAUGUAUAGAAGCAAGCUGCAGUUCUUUCUAAUCAGGUGUUGUCCAGUACGGCGUAUUCAAAUAUGAUUUGUUACUGCCACCUAGAGGCAAAAAUAUGUACUUACGUACUAAUAGCAUGCCAAGAAAGUCGAGAGUUUUGCCAUUGAGAUUCUGUAUGUUAAUAUCCGUACUACCUACAUAAGGAUGGAAAUGUAUGAAAUUGAACUAACAAGUCUAGUGAAUAUCAGCAAAUUAACUUUGUCCAAAAAAAAAUGAAAAUUAUACAGAAUGCUUUGUACAAUUGCCUAAUUCUGUGACUAUCUGCCAGGUCUUUUUAAACUUAAUCAUACGAAUGAUCAUAUACAAAUGAGUUGCAUUCAAUUGUCAUUCGGUCCGCAGCUGCUGGUCUGCUUUACACUGAUUUAUAUAUGUAAUCUAACUGAUGAAUGCUGGCAUUGUGUGUAUGAAAUAUUUAGGGAAACAUGUUUGCUUAAUGGAAAAAAAAACUUACACUUUUCUUCAGAAUUACAGUUGGAGCAGUGAAAGUUGAGGACAACCAUUCCAUUAUAUUACUGUAGUGCCACCGAGUGAAGCAUGAGGGCGUUACAAUGAAAGACUUGCUAUUGUAUGUAUAAAAUAUCAGUUUGCGAAACAGAUUACUCAAAUCUAGAUUAAUUUAUUACUAUGCAUUGUAUCGGCUUUAUAAUAGAUGAAUUACUAUUUUUAAAAUCACAUUUUCUCUACCUUGGCACACUCCCCUUGGCAUGGCUUGCCUUUGAUUUGUUUUGUUUGGCUUUGUUUUUAUUUAAGAAUGUAAAAGAAUGUUUAUUUAUUGUAUAAAAGUAUGUAGGAAAAAAACCUGACUAAUUUCAUUUCUAUUGUUAAUUAAAAAAGAUAUAUAUAAAGAUA